AUAUUAUUUGAAAUAUAGAAGUUCUCAAAUAAUUCGCGCUAAUAUAUUCGGUUUUUUCCCGAUUAUUUUCUCUUUUUGUGCGGUGGUUUUGCGUUUCCAGUCUCAAAGAAGUUGGGAUAAAGUUCUGGAGAACCCUCAAAAAUAAGCAUCGCUUUCAAACGAUGUAGGAAUAAACUGGCUGAUGGAUCUGCAUAUUUCUCGUCCAGAGACUUCCUCGUUCCCCCCCAGAUGAGAUCUUCUCCAUAUCCGGGUGGACUGAUCAGGAGCUGACGGCGUGCGCUGCCAGAGAACCAACAGUAGGAAGAAAAGGAAUCUAUCCUGAAGACGUUCUAUCAGCUACCUCCACUACGUGCGACCCGCGGAAAAGACGUCAAAGCGGCAUCUGAAGAGUCCCUUGCAGCAGGCACCUUUGGAUUAAAGCUUCUGCCUGGCUGCCCACCACCAUCAUGACUGAGGCCCGAAGGGAAGCCCUGGCAGCUGCCCAGGUGCCCACCACCGCCUCCACGGGAGGUGCCAACGCCACUGACAUAUCUGGCACUGGAACCAGCGAGGACUUCUCCAAGCUCAAGGACAAGUUCAUGAAUGAGCUCAACAAAAUCCCAUUGCCCAACUGGGCGAUCGUUUCUAUUGCCUUUGUGGCCGUAGUCCUGGUCCUCUCCUGCUGCUUCUGCGUCUGCAAGAAGUGGAUAUUUAAGAAGAAGAACAAAAAGAAGGGCAAAGACAAGGGCAAGAAUGCCAUCAACAUGAUGGACGUGAAUGAUGGCGCAAAAACCGAGGCCUUGAAGGAUGAGGAUGACGCCGAGACAGGCCUGACCGAUACGGAGAAAGAACCAGAGCCCAAGGAGGAACAGAAACUGGGCAAAUUACAGUUCAGCCUGGAUUACAAUUUCACUGAGAAUACGCUCAUAGUGGGGAUUAUCCAGGCAGCCGACCUUCCCGCCAUGGACAUGGGCGGCACCUCAGAUCCCUACGUCAAGGUCUAUCUGCUGCCUGACAAGAAGAAGAAGUUUGAGACCAAGGUCCACCGGAAGACCCUCAACCCCACCUUCAAUGAGCAGUUCCAAUUCAAGGUGCCCUAUGUUGAGCUGGGAGGGAAGACACUGGUGAUGACUGUGUAUGACUUUGACCGCUUCUCUAAGCACGACGCAAUUGGAGAUGUGAAACUACCAAUGAACAAGAUUGACUUCAGUCAUGUGACAGAGGAAUGGCGUGAUCUCGUGAGCGCCGAGAAAGAAGAGCAAGAGAAGUUGGGAGACAUCUGCUUUUCCUUGCGAUACGUUCCCACUGCUGGCAAGCUGACUGUGGUCAUCCUGGAGGCCAAGAACUUGAAGAAGAUGGAUGUGGGAGGUUUGUCAGAUCCUUACGUGAAGAUCCACCUGAUGCAGAACGGGAAGAGGCUGAAGAAGAAGAAGACGACCAUCAAAAAGAACACCCUGAACCCUUACUACAAUGAGUCCUUCAGCUUUGAAGUGCCAUUUGAACAAAUCCAGAAAGUUCAAGUUGUUGUUACUGUUCUGGACUAUGACAAGAUUGGGAAAAACGAUGCCAUUGGCAAGGUCUUUGUCGGCCUCAACAGCUCAGGAACGGAGCUGCGCCACUGGUCGGAUAUGCUGGCCAACCCCAGGAGACCCAUUGCCCAAUGGCAUGUGCUGAAGGCAGAGGAGGAGGUGGACGCUCAGCUUUCCACCAAGAAAUAGGCAGGGCCCUUUCAGAACCUGUCCUGUAGUGUGUUUUAGCCAGUAUGUGUAAAUACCUCAGUGAUAUCUCAUCCUAUCCACAGUCAAAUCAAACCCCUCCCACUCUUCCUACCCACCCAAAGUAUUCAUUUUCUUGCCCUCUUUUCUAACUGUUAAUGGUUCUUUCAACACACCAAAAGUUGUGAUUUUUUUGUUUCUAUUUGUCAGGUUCAGAGUCCCUGCUCUGAAUUGCCAUCCAUCUCCACGCCCAAAAUGCCCCUAACCAAAUGCCCCCUUCUUUUAAGCAAUAUGAUCUGUAUAGAUAGCGCAUGACUGAAAGGAACUUAUUGUACCACAGUUGUAUAUAUCAGUAUGCAGACAAAAAUGAUUUCUAGUUUGUGUUUGUAUGUUGUUACCCGUUUCCUAAUCUGUGUAUAUCUAGAUGUUUUUAAUAAGAUGUUCUAUUUUAAAUUAUGUAAAUGCAGAUAUAGGAGAGCCAAUAUUAUAUAUUACAGGAUUUAAAGAUUAGACCUUAUUGCAUUCCAGAAGAAUUUCAAACUGCUGGUAUACUCACAUUAUAAAGGACAGUGUCUGGUUUUAUGUUUACUAAUGAACCAUUGCAGCCAUUUUUUUUUUAAUAUUCUUAUAAAUAAUAGAAACUAGGCCAUUAACUACUAUGAUUCUAUGGUUUAAUAAUGUAUAUGCUUCUGAAAAUUAUUUAGGCACGUGGUUUCUUAUUCACGUUUUUAUACUAAUUUCUCAAUCAAAGGACCUAUGCGUUUUGCUUGAAACUCAAUGUUUUGGGGGAUCUCUCAAAUCAAUGCAAACCGGUCAGCCUUCUUCUUUUCCUGGCAUUCAAGCAGGGUGUAACAUUGUGACACUGUCAUUUACUUUAAGUAAAAUAGUUCCACAUUGUAAUAUUUUCGUAAAUUGUUCUUAUUUGUUUUUCACAGACCAGUCCUCUAAAUCCCAAACGACUAUUCCCCGUUGGAACUCACCCCAUGUGAAAUAGCACCGAGCAGUAGCCACUGUGUCCUUAAGCUUGUUGAACAAUAUUUUAACUGCUUACUUUCGAUAGCCUUGUGGUUGGAAACAGAUUACGUUCAGGAUAAUGGAGUCUCAAGGUCUUCAAAGAUGGAGCAAAGAGUUUUGACUCGAAGCUUUAAGACGACAGUUUUUUUAGAUAAAUUCAGCAUCUGACUAUUUUUUAGUAAACUGCAUGAUUUUUUAAACAAUAUUUGCUAAAGGCUGGGAUGGCAGAGAGAUGUACCAACACCAUGGGGCUGUCUCUUAUGAUACAAUCCCCUUGCCUUCAAUCAGUUGAAUCUAGAUUAAAGCUGAAGUGAGAUAUUUGAUGGGUCAGUAUAUGCUUUUUAUAUUGACAGGAAUUAAAGUGAGUUUCUAAACACUGCCAUUUUCAGGGAGGUGACACAUGUAUACUUAUCCUCUCUUCAUGUACACUCCCAACUAGGUAGUGGUCGUAGCUUUGUUUAUUGGGAACAAUGUCUUUGGCUGCAUAUGGUGCCCUGAAUAGCAGUCCUUUGCUUUGUGUUGCCUUCUCACAGUGACAAUAGAUCUAGCCAUGUUAUACUGCCAAACUUACUUUCUAUGUGGCUACUGUUUUGCACUGUAUGUCUUUGAACCGACAAUAGCUUGUUAAUUUAUUUACAUCCUUCUGGACUAUGUUGACUGGCUUUAUUUCAAGAUGCUUAAUGAUACCAACUGGCUCUUGGUAUUUAAGUAAAAGAACUGUACAUGAAAGCAUCAACAAUAUUACUCUUCUAUAAGUCCAGCCAUAGUUAGUUUUCUAUUGUUGGGUCGGAGUAUGACACCAAGAGAACAAUGGGAUAUAAAAAAAAAAAGAACCGUAAAAGUUAAUGGUCUGCAUAAGUGAUAAUAUUAGUCAAUUUGUCCUUUACUACGGGUCCAACAAGAGGUGUAAGCAAGAAGUUUGAUUCCAUGAAGUCUAUGAAGUCUCUUAUCUUGGAGGAACCUCUUGCGUACAUGUAUACUCGACGCUAGCUUCAGGAGAAGUUUCUAAAUGUUUUCAAUGUUAUUGUGUAGUUGAUAGCUCUAUUAUGAAAAAGCUAUUUGUCAUUCCAUAUGCGUCUCUAAGGACUGCUUUGUGUAUCACUGUGACUACCGUGCGUGCUUAGAGGUGUAGAGUUUAUCAGUAGAUAGCGACCAGUUUGUUCUGUAGUGAUGUUGUUCUGACAUUUCCCUUCUACAUGCUGAGAGUGUGCGUGGUAUCGUCAGUCCUAAUAACUGUGGAGCGACUGGUUGGCUGAUUGACGGGGCUAUACGCAGGAGAUACGGGAGAUUUUAUUUUUACGGAGAGCAAGAAAACAGUUGGAUUCACACAGCAUUUCGUUGAGCACUGUGCAAUACUUGUAUGUUCAUCCCAUGGUGUUAUGUGGGUGGUGUUUACCCAAGGAAAAAAAAAAUCAUAUUUGAAACGGAGUCUAAUCAAGUCAGAUGUAUUCCUCUCCAAAGAGAUGGUUAGGACACAGCACAUGUAAAUUCUGUUGAGGUUGGAGUUGACAUCGUUUUAGCCCUCCUUUUCUUUUUUCUUGCACACAGAUCAGCAUUAUAAUAUUUAGGACAUAUUGGGAUUUGGGAACUACAACAACGACACUUAAACAUGUAAAUGCCGCCCCCCCCCCCCCCCCCAAAAAAAUAAAUAAAACGAAUUAUAAUGUCAAUAUUUUCAUAAAUGUUCUAAAGGUUAUUGAAAUAGUUAUAUUGAAAUGGUCAUGAUUAUUAUUAAACAAAUCAGAUGGUGUCAAACUAACAAACUUUAUCCGUAUCAGCCUGACCUACUAUAUUACAUGAAAUGAUUAUUUUAUUAAUAACUUAUGUUCACUGCCCUAUUGAAAAUGCUUUUAUAUUUUAAAUGAAACUCUGUACAGUAUGGAAUGUGUGUUUGUCAAUUACUUUUGCAGUGUGAUUAGUAGUUGGCAUUUUAGUUCUGAAACACUUUGAUUUGUGUGUGCUGAUUUAUUUAUUUGUGUACCUUAUUGGGUAGACCUUCCCCAGAUAAAUAAUACAUUCCAGAAACAUUUAAUGUACAUUUAAUCACAGUUGUCUGUCCUAAUCAGUUAAAUUUCCUCUUGAAUUAUAGAUGUUUCAUUUGAGAUUUAUUAAGCAUCCCUUAACUCAUCCUUUAAUGAAUUACAGAAAUGCUUGCUAUAAAACAAGGAUAAAAUGUACAGUAGCCCCUGUAUUUAAAAUAUAUGAUAAAUUUCAUAGGGGAGUUGGGAUUACACAAAAUAAAUUAAAAGCGUGAGACGCUUGAGGACAGACCGCAAGAGACAGCAUUGCAGGUUGCAGGAUCAGAUCAUGAUGUAUGUGAAGUACCACAAGAAAAGCCAUUACCUGCACUGCAAUACAAGACUACUCUUAUUGGUCCCCCUACCAAAGCAUGGAAGUAAAGCCCCUUUUUAUUCAAGAAAAGCCCAUACAACUCGCUAUGUGACAAACUUACAAGAUUCUCUAGAAUGACAACAGAAAUCCACACUAACCUUUCAAGACAAAGCUGUGUAAAGUAUUAGAAUCUGAUGCUGUAGAGAGAUCCUAGUUGCCUUUGUGUAUAUCAACUGCCUGCUUGAGUAUUUUGUGCGUUGACAUUUUCUCUGUAAUCUUGUAGAACUGUUUUGGGGUGUUUUUUCCUGCCAUAUGGCUCGCAACGACAGCGAGCUGACAGUUAUAUUGCUGUGCAUACCUUCAUUUUUGACGAGGUGUUUUACAGUUUUGUUUCACUUUGUGUAGUGAUUCACUCUGUGGAGUUUUCUGACUGUUGUUAUAUAACUUCAUAUACACAUGAUCAAUAAAAAAUGUUUUAUUUCCUGUUGAUACAGAA
Molecule: messenger RNA, 5535 nt
Organism: Esox lucius (northern pike)
Lineage: Eukaryota; Metazoa; Chordata; Actinopteri; Esociformes; Esocidae
Gene: syt1a
Product: synaptotagmin Ia
Exons: 12
Coding region: 447-1697 (416 amino acids)
Biological process (GO): calcium ion-regulated exocytosis of neurotransmitter; synaptic vesicle endocytosis; cellular response to calcium ion
Cellular component (GO): synaptic vesicle membrane; axon; dense core granule
Molecular function (GO): calcium-dependent phospholipid binding; calcium ion binding; phosphatidylserine binding
Source: RefSeq, a predicted model, not a curated record